AUGUCUUAUACCGGUUUCUUCGAUGAGCUCCGCAAGAUCCCCCCAGUGACGCGCUUCCUAUGCGCGUCGUCCGUGGCGGUCACAGUACCGGUCAUGCUGCAGCUUUUGAGCCCGUACAGAGUCCUCUUUGUGAGGGAGUUGGUCACGCAGAAGUGGGAGAUUUGGAGAGUCUGGACCAGCUUUUUUCUUGGAAGUUCUGGAUUCAACUACAUCUUCGAUAUAAUCAUGCUCUAUCGAAACUCGGAUUCACUUGAAUCAGGGCAAUUCAGUGGGCGCUCGCCUGACUACGCAUGGCAGCUAAUUUUGGCUGCCGGCGCGAUAUUGGGAUUGAAUAUUCCCCUGAGGACAUACGUGCACGCGCGCGCCCUUCUGCUGUGCACAACAUAUCUUUCAGCUGCUCUGUCGCCAGCUGAAGCACAAACCUCAUUCAUGGGGCUCAUCACAUUCCCAGUGAAAUAUUUUCCUUACGCUCUGCUUGCCAUGGAUCUUGUAACAGGUGGGCCGAACGCCGCUGCUGUGAGUGUCACUGGCCUUGUUGUCGGACACCUUUGGUGGUGGACCAUGUUUGGAGACGAUGGGCGUGGGCUUCCUGGCGUAAGGGAGUGGGGAAAUGCGCCUGGGUGGCUGAGAAAUCUUGUAGCUAGUGGUGCAGGCCCAAACCCGGGUGCAGGAACGGGCGUUCACGUUAUUCCUCCGCGACCAAGGCAGGAGAGGACUGGUGGGGGGAGAGCGACAGGAUAUCAGUGGGGAUCAGGGCAGCGAUUGGGGGAGGAUUGA
Molecule: messenger RNA, 777 nt
Organism: Heterobasidion irregulare TC 32-1
Lineage: Eukaryota; Fungi; Basidiomycota; Agaricomycetes; Russulales; Bondarzewiaceae
Exons: 6
Coding region: 1-777 (258 amino acids)
Biological process (GO): endoplasmic reticulum unfolded protein response
Cellular component (GO): endoplasmic reticulum membrane; Hrd1p ubiquitin ligase ERAD-L complex
Molecular function (GO): ubiquitin-specific protease binding; misfolded protein binding
Source: RefSeq, a predicted model, not a curated record